AUGGGUGCUUCGCUCUUCGACAGGCUCCAAGCCAAGAUCGAGCUCUUCAGGCUCGAGCAGCGCUACACCCGCCGCCGUCACCGUCGCUCGACCUUUAGGUCCAACGCUAUCUACGUCGACGGCGAGUACGUUUACCAGACCCCCAACUCCACGGGCUCGUCUAGCGACAGCUACACCUCUAGCCCGCAGAUGAAUGCCCUCCAUGAGGAAGCUCCCGCCAGCCUCCCAACGCCCAAGAAGCGAAUGAGCAGGCUGUCCAUGAACUUCAAGUCCUCGAACUCGAACUAG
Messenger RNA from Parascedosporium putredinis, 288 nucleotides. The record is from the annotation of a GenBank genome assembly. NCBI's taxonomy places the organism in Eukaryota, Fungi, Ascomycota, Sordariomycetes, Microascales, Microascaceae.